AUGGAUUGUAACAAUUUUCUCAAUGAUGAAGAUAUUCUUAAAGAUUAAAAUCGUAUUCAACCAUUUGUCAAUGCAAUUAUACGCAAUAAGCAUCUUUUCAAAGACAAAGUAAUAUUGGAUCUUAAUGCUGGUCUUGGAUUACUUCCUAUAUUAAUUAGUAGAUCUGGUGCUAAACAUAUAUAUGCUAUGAAAUCACAUGAUCAUGCAUAAAAGAUUCUAGAAUAAAAUAACAUAAACAAUGUUACUCUUAAUAAAAAGCCCAUAAAAGAUGUAGAAUUAGAUUGCAAAGUUGAUAUCAUUAUUUCUGCUUGGAUGGGCAACAUGCUUUUCUAUCAUGGAAACAUUUUAGAAUUAAUUGCAGCUAGAGACAAAUACCUAAAUAAGGAUGGACUCAUAUUACCAGACAAAGGUUAAUUAUAUCUUCAGUCUAUUGAAGAUGGAGAAUAUUGUGAAUAAAAAAUGACAUUUUGGUAUGCUUUCCUACCCCUAUAAUAAGGGAUUCUGUCUAUGGAGUCAAUAUGAAAUGGAUGAAACAUUGGGUUAAACAUGAGCCACUCCUUGAAAGCAUUAGAGAAAACUAAUUAAAUAGUGAUCCUGUUUUAAUAUAUGAAGUUGAUUUGUUGAAAUGCACUAUAGAAGAUCUAUCUUUUAGCAAUUCAUAUCAAAUUCAAAUCAAUCGAUAAGAUUUUAUCACCGGAGUAAUAAUAUGGAUGAAAUAUUCAUUUACUCUUACUCAUUUACCAAUCAAUGUCAUCAUGGGCCCAUCUAAAUCUCCAUUUUGGAAACCAGUAAUUUUAUAUUUCAAUGAAGAAAUACCAGCUUCUAAAGGUGAUAAAUUAAAAGGUAAUAAUCUAAAAUAAUAAUCAUAGGUUCUUUGGCAAUGAAAUUUAAUUCAGAGGAUCUAAUUGAUAUAAAAUUAUCUGUUCAUACAAAACAAUAUCAUUAGAUUUAAUAUUUUAGAUUAAAUUGA
Paramecium pentaurelia is the source of this 970-nucleotide messenger RNA. The record is from the annotation of a GenBank genome assembly. Lineage: Eukaryota; Ciliophora; Oligohymenophorea; Peniculida; Parameciidae.